This is a messenger RNA of Penicillium daleae, 1248 nucleotides long. RefSeq lists its product as uncharacterized. Lineage: Eukaryota; Fungi; Ascomycota; Eurotiomycetes; Eurotiales; Aspergillaceae. The transcript is spliced from 4 exons. Gene Ontology annotation, cellular component: multivesicular body. Gene Ontology annotation, biological process: late endosome to vacuole transport via multivesicular body sorting pathway. The coding region runs from base 1 to 1248 and encodes 415 amino acids. The record is from RefSeq and is a predicted model, not a curated record.
AUGGCCAGCAGUAUUCCGGCAGCGCUGCGAUCCUCUGAUGUUGGGCGCUUUGCCAUCAGGGCAGCGCAAAUUGAAAAGGCAAAGCCUGUGGUCGCCUACUGGUGCCAUUAUCAUAUUGUGAACCAAAUAAUCGAGAGAGGGCUUCACAACUCCGACGAUGAAAUCAAAACCUACACUACCAACCUCGUUGACAGUCUGGAGCAGUUCAAAAGCAAGAACUCCGAGAACGAGGCUGUAAUGGAUAAUGAUGCGGCCAGUGCUUAUGUCGAGCAAUUUGGACUGGAGAUUUUCAAUCGCGCCGAGGCUGCUAUGACCGCCAAUAAAGUCACCAAGCAAACUGCCGAUACGUUCCAAGCAGCCGCUAUUUUCCUCGAACUAUGUCAGAUCUGGGGGGAGCUGGACCCUGAGAUUGCAGGAAGGAUCAAGUUCGCCAAAUACCACGCGGUCCGGAUCGUGAAGGCCUUCAAGGCCGGAGAAGAUCCCAAUGCCACGAACCCCGCACCGAAAGCAGAGGAAGAAGAGGUGACAGUGGCCGAUCCAGAAGUGCAGGCGUUUGAUGAGUCCGUGGCAGAGCAGGCCUCGAAGCCACGGCAAGCAUCCGUCGAAGAAAUUCCAGACGAGGCUGAUCGUCUCAGCCGCCAAUUGGCACAUCAAUCUACCUUGGAUGAGUCGUUGCACCCAUCUCGGACCUCGUCAAUGCCACGGGUCCCCGCCGCUUCGGAACUCGAGAUCCCUUCUGUACCCAGCAACCCGCCUGGUACUCCGGGAAAAGCGAGGGACAUUAACCUGCCAGAAGCAGGUGGACUGGACCUCCCAUCCACACCCGGAACCAUUGGUGGCAAAAUCAGCGGUCCAGCUCCUGUCAUAGAUCUCCCAGAUACGCCAGGAUCUUCCGAUCUUCAUACCGCUCACGCACCGACUCAUUCCAACGCCUUCCAGUCCUUCCCUCCUCCAUCUGCAACAAGUCCAUCCAUCGAGGCCCCAAACCCCGGUGGUUUCUACAACCCAAGUGCUAGCACCCAUAUUCCUCCUCCAGCAGCAACUUCCUCGGUGCCUGCUCCAGUUGCCCGUGCCCCUGUUGCACCAGCUCCUGCAGCUCCAAGUCAGCCCUCGCACCUCGUGGAUGAUCAUAACAUCUCUCUAGCACAGAAACAUGCUCGCUGGGCAGUCUCUGCUCUUACAUUUGACGAUGUGGACACGGCGAUCAAAGAGUUGAAGAAUGCUUUGAGAUUUUUAGGCUCUGAAUGA